CCUCACAGUAGGUGGCGCUCACGCGCCUGAAGGCUGAGUUUUCCCGCCAUGACACACAAAGAAGAGCCUGAAAGAAGGCGGUGACGUCACUCCGGAUAUGUAGUUUUAACCGUGGCUCUAACGCGCAGGCGCGGCGGCUCUUCGUAGUAGUGGCGGAGGUCAUGAUUCUCCGGGAUGAACCCGUUUCACAAACGCCUCAAACUCAGUCCCAACAGUUCCCGCCCCCCAGCUGGAUCGCCACGACCCGACCCUCAGCUGCCCUCCCAUGAUGCUUUGCUGCAGCCUCCACCAGCUCCUGCAGGGGGCGGAGCUAGAGAGGAAGAGGAGGAGGAGGAAGGAUACCUGCUGGUGGAGGAAGACACCACUGACUCCAGCCUCAUCAUCACCAUGGAGGACAGUCAGGUGGGGGGGAAGGCCGUGAGGAGGAGGUCGGGGAGGAAGAGGAAGAAGAAACCGACAGAGGAGGGAGUUGAUGGGGGCGUGGCCUCAGAGAGCGAGGAGGAGGCGGAGUCUACAGUUGAUAUGGAGAUUGGCAGACGGCUGGACCAAUCACUGGAGACCAAGUCCAAACAGCACAACCUGACCACGGUCAAUGUCAGGAACAUCAUCCACGAAGUGAUCACUAACGAACACGUGGUGGCCAUGAUGAAAGCUGCCAUCAACGAGACCGAGGCCAUCCCUCCCUUUGAGCCGAAAAUGACUCGAUCCAAAUUUAAAGAAGUGGUGGAGAAAGGAGUGGUGAUUCCAGCCUGGAAUAUCUCUCCCAUAAAGAAGAGCAGUGAUGUCAUCAAGGCUCCUCAGUUUGUGGACAUCCCUCUGGCUGAGGAAGACUCCUCUGAUGAAGAGUACCAUCCUGAUGAGGAAGAGGAGGACGAGACUGCAGAAGACACCUUCCAGGAGAGUGACAUGGAGAGCUCAGCCUCCUCCCCCCGGGGGAGUCGUCUGACUCGAGGAGAGGACGACAGCUGCAGCCCCUGGCAGGUGUCUCGCUGCCGCUCCAGGCGUUUGAGGGCUGCGUCUCACUCUAUGGGACCGCCCCCUCCUCCGAAAGCCCCACCCCUAAAAGCAGCGACUGACAGCAGCUUCCUGGAGAAGCUUCACGCCGUGGAGGAGGAGCUGGCUGUGUGCAUGGAGCCCUACCAGCCUCUGUCAGAGUCCGAGGAAGAGGUGGCGUACCGGACCAGGUCCAAACGCCCUCUACGUAACGUCCCGCUGGGUCAGCUGGAGGCGGAGCUACGGGCUCCUGACAUCACACCUGACAUGUAUGACUCCAGCUCCGCCCUCGAGGACAGGGACUGGACUGAUUGGCUGAGAGGCCUGAUGACAUCAGAAAUGGACAAUGAAGAGGAAGGUGAUGAUGAAGAUGAUCCAGAGUAUAACUUCCUAGCUGACAAUGAUGAACCUGACCUGGAGGAUUACCGUGACGACAAGGCUGUCCGCAUCACUAAGAAGGAGGUGAAUGAACUGAUGGAAGAGCUGUUUGAAACUCUCAAAGAAGACCUCACGGGACAGGAAGUAGAGGAGGAAGAGGAGGAGCCUCAGGAGGAGACACCUGCUGCUCAGACACACACACCUGAGGAGGAUCAGCACAACACGGGGGGACAGGACGAGCAGCUGGACCGACCAAUCACAGAGCUGCGUACGGUGAAGCAGCAGCUGGAGCUGAUCAGGAAGAGACGGCAGCUCGGCCUGCCCACACACACACUCACACACGCCGACUGUCCUGAGCCGUACACCCUGAGGCUGGACCCGGGUCAGAGGAGCCGCCUGCAGCAGCAGCUACAGCAGCAUGUUCAGCUGCUCACUCAGAUCCACCUGCUGAGUCUACCUGUGACCAGACUACAGAGUGAGGCCCAGACCACCAGAC
This is a messenger RNA of Notolabrus celidotus (New Zealand spotty), 1867 nucleotides long. Its product is annotated as GON-4-like protein. Gene Ontology annotation, molecular function: transcription coregulator activity. Gene Ontology annotation, cellular component: nucleus. The annotation marks the transcript as partial. NCBI's taxonomy places the organism in Eukaryota, Metazoa, Chordata, Actinopteri, Labriformes, Labridae. The record is from RefSeq and is a predicted model, not a curated record. The transcript has 15 exons. Gene Ontology annotation, biological process: regulation of DNA-templated transcription.